Messenger RNA from Diutina rugosa, 2277 nucleotides. RefSeq lists its product as uncharacterized. Gene Ontology annotation, cellular component: TRC complex; membrane. NCBI's taxonomy places the organism in Eukaryota, Fungi, Ascomycota, Pichiomycetes, Serinales, Debaryomycetaceae. Gene Ontology annotation, molecular function: molecular adaptor activity; protein binding. The transcript has a single exon. Bases 1 to 2277 code for a protein of 758 amino acids. Gene Ontology annotation, biological process: post-translational protein targeting to endoplasmic reticulum membrane. The record is from RefSeq and is a predicted model, not a curated record.
AUGCGCCACCAGGUCGAGGUGGCGGAGGACAUUAUUGACAAGAUUAGGCUUGAUUACCACGUACGCGAUGUCGAGUUGGUGCGUGACUUCGCUCUACGGCCCCACCUUGCCGCCAUCCAGCCGCCACGGCUGCCGGAGGUGGCGUUCUUGCUCCCGGUGACGGCGCAGCCGGCGCUCACCACCGCCGAGGUGAUUGAGCGGGUUGAGGGCGCCAAAACCCGCAACGCCACCGGUAGCGACCGCCGCGACGCCCACCAGGACGCGUUGGCCGCCGCGGUGUACCCGAUCCUCUUUGCGGCGUGCGAGAACGACUACAGUCUCAUGCUGGGGGCCACCGUCGCCUACAUGCGCCACGUCAUCACCCGCGGCGCCGGGGUGUGCAUUCGGGACAUGUUGGGCGACAAGCUCGAUAACAUCUCCCCAUAUAUUCUCCAGGGCACCGUCGUGGACGAUUUGGUGCCGCUACAACGCCUGUUCCGGCGGUUCUUGGACGCCGCCAUCGGCAUGGGCCGCCAGCGCCAGACUCUGGGCGCCAAUGUCAACGUUUUGAGGGAACGAGGCAACAACCAGAUGGCGGUUCAGGCGUACGCCGCCGCCAUCGCUCUGUAUACCCAGGCGCUCACCGUGUGUGACCAAGCACAGUUGCUCCCCCAGCUCUACACCAACCGCGCCAUUGCCUUGAUUGGCCUCAACGCCUUCGCCGAAGCCGUGGGUGACUUGAACCAAGCGGUGCAACACGAUUGGCUGUUUGUCCCCGCGUGGGCGCAGUUAGGCUACUGCCAUCUCUACUUGGGGCUGCUGAUCAUUGCCCUCAAGCUGUACUUGAUGGCGCUCCGCGCCAUCGUCGGCGAACAGCUCCCCGAGCUGCUUGUCGGUGGCGAUGCCGACGUCAUCAUCGCCUACCAGCGGCUGCGCUUCCAUGCGGUGAUGCCGCAGUUUGUCCAGCGCUUAGCUACGGCCAUCUCACUCACUGAACGGCGUGCUCACCAACAGGGCGAGUCGGCAGAUACGGUAAGGGCGAUCGUGCUGGAAGUGCGGGCGAUAUUAAGCCGAUUGCGAGCGGCUACCGACUCUGAGGACGAGCGCCAGCGGUAUUACGCCUACCAGCCGCUGCUACGUUUAGGGCUUCUCAGUGUUAGAGACGGUGCCCGCAGCCGUGCUGACGGCUUCCGUGACCUGGCGCUGCGUGAGCGGGACAUGGCAGAGGUCUCGAACCGGCGCUGGCCCCAGAUUCUAACCCCAGAAGUCCACCAGGACGUCAUGUCCGACCCGCCGCAAGCGGUGCCAUUUGAACGCAUUCGCCGCAACCAGGAGCUGACGACGCAAAUCGCUACCGAGACCGCCACCGCCACCGGCCGUCUGGCUCCAUCGCGAGCAGCACAGGCAGCAGCCCUGGCGGCGGCGCUGGCGGCGGUGCUGGUAUCGGGCCUGGGGUUCUCUCGUGACUCCGAUGAGUUAUCGCUGCCGGAGAUCUCCCGCGAAAACAGUCGUCGCCACCGGUGGCGAAGAACCAGCGGUUCUGCGCGCGAUGGUAACGUUCCGGUUGAUUUGGGCCUCCCCUCAUUGCGGUUGCUGCUGACGCCGUCUACGCAAGUGGACACGGCACUGGUGCUGCGGCCGCCGACGUCGCGUUACGAGUACGUCCCCUACGAGGCAGAUUCCCUUCGCCUGAGCGAUAUCCCUCUGCGGUUGCCGCUGCAGCUGCUGCAGCUGACGCCCUCCACCCAAUUGGACACGGCGCUGGCUCCCAGAGGGUCAAUGACAUCACGAUUGGCGCCGGACUUCGGUAGCGAUGCCCCUCUUGAAUUAGGCACGCGGCGCCCCCUUGGACGCUUUACUGGCAUCGGCUUCACCCCAGCGCCGCCGUUGCGUACUCGUAGUCGUGAUAACGACGUUGGGACAAGGCUCGACUCACUGGGGGAGGCGACGCGAACGCCACCACCACCAGCAGCACUGCGUGACGAUAACGGCGGGCCCCUGGUGCCGGCACCGGCGCCGCUGACGCUGACGCUGACGGCGAUGUCGGCGGAGUUUGUGCCGCACCCCUCGCGGUCGCUGUUGAUUGAAUUGAUGAACGAGUUUGGCGAGCUCGUCGAGGAGCGGGCGCGUUCCCACGAACCGUCAGGGCGGUCGCGAGAUAUCCGGUUUAGUGAGGUGAUUCGCGGGGUGAUGGCGCAGUUCCCGUUCUCACCGACACGUGAAGACCGUCUCCACCUCGGCGAUAGCAGCGACAGUGAAGCCAGCCGGCUGCCCUCUCCCCUAGGCGACUUGGACUAG